Molecule: messenger RNA, 2691 nt
Organism: Acaulospora morrowiae
Lineage: Eukaryota; Fungi; Glomeromycota; Glomeromycetes; Diversisporales; Acaulosporaceae
Source: the annotation of a GenBank genome assembly
AUGCCGCAAAAUUCAAACGGAAAGGUUUACUAUGAAGCUGACAGGAUUAUAGAUGAAAAGUUGAUUGGUGAUGAUUGGUAUUACUACAUCAAAUGGAAGGGUAUGGAUGAAAAUGGGAAACCUUGGAGUCCAACUUGGGAACCAUCAAGUUAUUGUACACCGCCGCUUAUAGCCUCAUGGGAACAGCAAAAAAGGUCCGCAAAAAGGAAAUUAAGAUCCCCUAUGGAUUCAACUUCAAAACCUUCAUCUACAACCUCAACCAUGAACACAGAAUCCAAAAAGGGGUUGUCAGGAAGUAGUAAAGAUGAUCUUCGUUCAUUAAAUUCUCCCACAAUGACCGGUGGUAACGCAAGAAUUCCCAUGGUCGUUGGUCCCCCGGAAUUGCUUCUUGGUGGUAGUUUCAAUCUUCCCAUGGUUAUUGAAGAUGUGACACCCAGGAGUUUUCCUUUGAAUAAUGGUUCAUCAUCCAGGCUCAGAUCACAAUCCUAUGGUGGCAUAUCAAUGGAAGAUUCCACAUCUAAGAAAUUGUCGGAUGAUUCUAAUUUAUCACAAUUGUCAAAAAAAUCUCGAUUUUCCCAACAUCUAAGGACAAUCAUGAUUCCAAUACCAUUGUCCCUGUUGCAACAAAAGAUAUAUCGUGCAAUAUUCAAUAAGCCUCAACUAUUUAGAGCUUUUGCUGAAGCCGACGAGUCGUUACCGUUAUCUUCGGAUUCCCUGAUUCUUACUGCAAGAGAUCAACUGCUCAUGUUAGUUGAUCAUAUUUCAUUGUUCACGCAAACUUUAAAUGAUAAUAGAAGAUUAUUUAAGAAAUGGUUGUCGGAUGUGAGCAUGACCGGAAAGCUUUUGAUGUUGAGAAGACUAUUGAUGAAACUCUCGCACAAAAACAUAAAGAUUGGAAUUGCUCUUCCUCAAGGAAAAAUGAUUGACAUCUUCAAGGAUUUCCUGGAAUUACUGGGUCAUAAUUAUCUGGAAGCUCAUGACUCAAAGUCGAAGAAUGUCAGCAGAGCUUCCGAUCUCAACCACAAUUAUGAGCGCAUGACAUGUAUAUUGUUUUCAACCAGCGCACAUAUCAACAGUUACUUGUCUUCACUAGAUCUCGUGAUUGCAUAUGACACAAGUUUUAAUCCAUCGAAUCAAUUGUGGAAUUCAAAGUCCAACGUGAACAUUCCGGUAAUUAGACUUGUGACCAAGAAUACACUUGAGCAUGCCCUUAGCUAUCAAUUGUUUUAUGAGAAAAAGGUUAUCUCUGAGUUGAAUCUUUCAGAUAUCAAAAAGAUGAUGCUUUUUGGAGUGAUAAAAAAGAAUCAAACCCUGAUUCCAGGCUGCGAGACAUCUAAAUUUGAUGUCAACGGUGUCUGCGAUAAGGUUGUUAGUUGGAUCGAGAGUGGCAUGCAUGAGGAUUUAACCUUUGGCAUGGAAACUGCGAUCGAGAAGGCUUGGGGUAAGGUCGUCCCAUCACUUGUAUCAUCGCGCGUUUCGGAAAAGAGACACUCUGAAGUUUUAGACGAUACAGGAGCUCCCAAACGAAGAAAGCAGGAGAAAGAACCGGCGCAAAUCGAAGAAGGGAGCACAUCGAAAUCUAAAAAGAUAAAAAGAACAUCUAACGAUGAUUUGGAAAAGAUUACUAAACGUGAGUCAUUAAAACCCGCGUCAAAGGCUCUCCGGGAUAAUUUGGAAAGAAAUGUAAAACACGAUCCGUCGGACGAUAUGGCUGACGGAAGAAAGGAUUCAUUAAGACCUGCAAUUGAAAAGAUCUCUGGUCAAUUACCUGGGAGUACGUCGAACAAAUAUUGGAUUUCUCCGUUUGAAGAGAAUGGAACUACGGAAAACUUGAAGCAAAAAAUUCUCGAUUUGCAAUUUAAAUCGAAAAGUCACGAAGAAACUAUUUCCGGACUUCAACAAGAGAGGGAUAGAUAUCUAGGGUUGGUAAAUGAACUUAGUGCCGAACUUUCCAGCACCAGAACGCAAUUGUUAGAAUCGCAAGCGCAGGCAAGACGGCUUAAAAGUCAGUAUGAAGCUUCAGAUAGUGAAGUAUCUCAGGAACUCACGAAUACUCAGGAGAAGUUGACGGAGGCCUUACGUACGAUCUCAAAAACAAAAAUCGAUAUGGAAGCCAAAGAAGCGGAGAAUGUCAAUAUGAAAAAAGAAGUAGAAGAAAGUAAAUCAACCAUUAGGUCGAUGAAAGUUCAGCUAAAGGUGUUGCAAGAAGAAUCCGCAGCUCUCCGUUUCCAACUUCGAACCGACUUUCCUGGAAAAUCCACCAGAAGAACCGAAACCCUGGAUGAACAGGUUAAAAUGUUGACUGCGGAGAAUAACUCCUUGCGCAUGCAAUGCGAACUUUUUCAAAAACAAUCAAAGAUGGCUGAAGAAAAUGCCACGAGGAAUAAAGAUUUAGUUAACCUCUUAUUGAAAUUCAAAGGCAAGAACCUUGAAGAUGUGGAAAAAUAUCUGGAAGAAAGACACGGUGAAAUGCAAGAUGGUGUCAAUGAGAGUGUAAUUAUUUCUGAUGAAUCUUCUAACAGGAAUCCCUCACAAGGCGAUGUGGAUCCAUUAUCAACAAAACCACUUACCAACGGUUCCUUGAAAUAUGCAUACGGUCUUGACAAAUGUAAAAACAAAUUCAGGGCUAUAGAAUAUGCAAAUGCUGAUGAGAGUCAGGAUUAUUGGAACAUUGAUAAUGGUAUUCAAUGA